Pungitius pungitius (ninespine stickleback) is the source of this 6587-nucleotide messenger RNA. RefSeq names its product citron Rho-interacting kinase. NCBI's taxonomy places the organism in Eukaryota, Metazoa, Chordata, Actinopteri, Perciformes, Gasterosteidae. The record is from RefSeq and is a predicted model, not a curated record. The transcript is spliced from 40 exons. The coding region runs from base 618 to 5543 and encodes 1641 amino acids.
AGCGGAGCGUCAACGCAGUGGGUCAAGCAGCAUGCAUUAGUGUGAUUACUGACGCCUGCUGCAGUACAGGGAGAGGAAGAAAGCGUUUUGGGGGUGGUAAGGGUGAGAGAGGGUGAGAGAGAGAGAGAGAGAGAGAGUGGGAGCUUCCUCUCAGUCUCUACAGUAUGUGAUCGCCGGGCUGCUGCAUUACUCUACAAUGCUGUUUCUCUGUUGCCCUCCACUCCCUUCCUCUCUCCUCCGCUGCAUCUCUCUCUCCAGCCUCCCCUCCGACUGCCUCGCGGCUUUCUGCCCUGCCACGGCGCGUCCCUCUCCCUCCCUCCCCUCGGCUCCGCUCUCCCCCGAGUGACGAUGACAUCCCCGAAUUUGAUGAACCAGCAAAGCUCCCAUUCUGCCUGGUGGCUUCCGAGGGAGACCCCACAGGAACGGGCUUACUGGACGAGGAGGCGCCGCGUCUGAAGAGCAUUGUGGAGAAGCUGUCAGCUGUAGCAGCGUCUGAAUCAGUGACAACUCAUCCAUCAACUCUGCCAGAUAAGACCGUCUCCUUUGGAAAAGGCUCAUUCAAGAAUCCGAACAGAAGGACUCACAGCUGGACACAUGUCACAGGUAUUACUCUUCACAUGGUCGAGCCGGAGAUUUCACUUUUCCAGGGGAAGAUGUCUGACCUUGAGUCAGUGCUGCAGCAGAAGGAUAUAGAGUUGAAGGCCUCGGAGACCCAGAGGACCAUCCUGGAACAGGACCUGGCAACCUACAUCACAGAAUGCACUAGUCUGAAGCACAGUCUGGAACAGGCUCGUAUGGAGGUCUCACAGGACGACGAUAAAGCUCUGCAGCUCCUCCAUGACAUCCGGGAGCAGAGCAACAAGCUUCAAGAGAUCAAAGAGCAGGAGUAUCAUGCCCAAGUGGAAGAAAUGCGAGUGUCCAUACGGCAGCUGGAGGAGGACCUGUCUGCUGCCCGUCGCCGUAGCGACCUGUACGAGUCUGAGCUGAAAGAUUCGCGCCAGAACAGCGAGGAGUUGAAGAGGAAGUCUGCGGACUACCAGCACAGGAUGCAGAAGGUCAAAGAGCAAGGCAAAGCAGAUACAGAGGAGAUGAUCACUAAGAUGGAGAAGACCAAUGCCGAACAGCAGACCAAGAUCCAGGAUCUUCAAGAGAAGCUCGCCAAGUCAUUGAAGGCCACUGCUGAGGCCACUGACCUCCUACAGAGUAUGAGAGUGGCCAAAGAUCGCAUGGAGCGAGACAUGGAGAGGCUGCAGCACAAAGAAGACUCCAGUGACAGCCUGCGUAGACGCCUCCGUGAGACUGAGGAUGGCAGGAAGACUCUUGAGAACCAGGUGAAAAGGCUGGAGAUCGUUGAUCGUCGGGAGAAUAAACUAAAGGAGGAGAUCCAGAGCAAAGCCCUGCAGAUUCAGCAGAUGGCAGAUAAGAUUCUGGCGCUGGAGGACAAUCUGCGAGAGACGCAGGGCACCGCCCAGCGGCUAGAGUCGCAUCUCAGGCAGAAGGAGAAGCUCUACGAGGAGAAGAUUAAGGUGUUGGAGGCCCAGAUGAAGGCGGACAUGGCGGAUAAGGAGAUGCUGGAGUCCAGUCAGAGCCGAUAUGAGGAGGAGGUGCGGGACAAGUGCAGCAUCAUCGGUGAACAGAAGGCGACCAUAAAUGCUAUGGACUCUAAGAUGAACAGCCUGGAGCAGAGAAUUGCUGAGCUCUCGGAGGCCAACAAACUGGCAGCCAACAGCAGUAUCUACACACAGAAAAACAUGAAAGCUCAGGAGGAGAUGAUCUCAGAGCUUCGACAGCAGAAGUUCUACCUGGAAUCUCAGGCUGGGAAGUUGGAGGCCCAGAAUGCCAAACUGGAAGAGCAUUUAGAGAAACUGAGUCAGCAGGAGCAAAGCAAUAAGAGCCGUCUGCAGGAGCAGGAAACAAAGCUCCGCGAGAUCGGGCUGGAACACGAGGAACAGAAGCUGGAGAUUAAGCGGCAGGUGACGGACAUGACCCUCUCACUGCAGGAGCGCCAAUCGCAGAUCAGCAAUCUGCAGGCAGCUCGCCACGCUCUGGAGAGCCAACUGCAGCAGGCCAAGUCGGAGCUGGAGGACACCACCGCGGAGGCCGAGGAGGAGAUCACCGUCCUCCGAGCCCACAGAGACGAGAUACAACGCAAGUUUGAUGUCCUGAGGGACAGCUGCGCGGUCAUCACCGACCUGGAGGAGCAGCUGACCACACUGACUCAGGAGAACGCCGAGCUGAACCGCCAGAACUUCUACCUGUCCAAGCAGCUGGACGAGGCCUCCGACGACAGGGAGGACCGGCUGCAGCUCGGCCAGGACGUGGACCGGCUGCGCCGAGAGGUGGCCGACCGAGAGAUGCACCUGAACAACCAGAAACAGAACCUGGGGACACUGAAGACCACAUGCACCAUGCUGGAGGAGCAGGUUCUGGAGCUGGAGACCCUGAACGACGAGCUGCUGGAGAAGGAGAGGCAGUGGGAGGCCUGGAGGGCGACACUGGAGGAUGAGAAGAACCAGGCUGAGAGGAGGACCCGGGACAUCCAGAGACUGCUGGACACAGAGAAACAGAACAGGCUCCGUUCAGAGCAACGCAACGCCGAAUCCCGUCAAGCUUUAGAGAAGGCCGUGAAGGAGCACAAAGCGGAGAUCCUGGCCCUGCAACAGGCCCUCAAAGACCAGACACUUAAAGCUGAGAGCCUCGCCGAUACUUUGAAUGACCUGGAGAAGAAGCAAGCCAUGCUGGAGGUGAACACACUCACAUGGCAGCAAAAGCUGGAGAGUGAGAGGGAUCUGAAACAGAGGCUGCUGGAGGAGCAAGAAAAGCUGCAGCAGCAGAUGGAUGCCCAGAAGACCCACAUCUUCCGUCUGACCCAAGGGCUGCAGGACGCUCUGGACCAGACUGACCUGCUGAAGACUGAAAGGACCGACCUGGAAUACCAGCUGGAAAACAUUCAGCUCCACCUGCAGGCUGUGUACUCCCAUGAGAAGGUGAAAAUGGAGGGAACCAUCACCCAGCAGACCAAACUCAUAGACUUCCUCCAGGCCCAGGCUCAUGGCGGCUCCAAGAAGAAGAAGGGUCUUUUUGGGCGCCGUCGAGAGGACCUGUUGGCCGCCAUGGCGGCUCAGGCCCAGGGUCAGGGUCAAGGUCAGGGUCCAGGCCCGGUUUCCCCCGUGCCCUCCAUCCAGCCGGUGCCUCUGCAGUACAGCGACAUGAAAAUCGCUCUGGACAAAGAGCGUUCUCGCUGCUCCGACCUGGAGGAGGCCCUGCAGAAAAUGAGGGCGGAGCUGCGAUCUCUGAGAGAAGAAGCGCUCCCGUAUAAGGAUCACGGUAACUCUGCAAACCCGGCCUCGGCGCGGCAGCAGAUGAUCAUGUCUGCCAUGGUGAAGUCACCCGAGCACCAGCAGGGUCCGACCGCCCUGGCACCCUCCAACUCGGAGCGCAGGAAGGCGACCGCGACGCCCGAGGAGAGAAGGAGGGUCACUUUUGAAAAGUUUAGCCGCCGUUUGAAGGACAGUCAGAGGGACAGAGACAGGGAGAGAGAGAGGGCGGCGCACCACAACAACACCCCUCACCGCUUCACAGUGGGACUCAACAUGAGAGCCGCCAAGUGCACGGUGUGCCUGGAUACCGUGCACUUUGGUCGCCAGGCUGCCACCUGUCUCGAAUGUCACGCACUGUGCCACCCGAAAUGCUCGCCCUGCCUCUCGGCCACGUGUGGCAUGUCCAGCGACUGCUCCCUGCACCUGUCGGAGGGCCCGUGUCGGGACAAAGGCAGCUCCCCGGGCCAGCAGCUCAAGGAGGCCAGCGGACACAUGCACCUGGAGGGCUGGAUGAAGCAGCCCAGGAGCGGGAAGCGAGGCCAGGGCUGGGAGAGGAGGUACAUGGUCCUGGAUGGGACCAAAGUAUCCAUCUACGAGACGGAGCCCAGAGAAGAUUCAGUGAAGCCACUGGAAGAGUUUGACAUGUGUUUGUCAGAUGGAGAGGUGGUUGUUCACGGAGCAGUGGGAGCGUCGGAACUGCCCAAUACCGCCAAGUCAGAUGUUCCCUACGUCCUCAAGCUGGAGUCCCGCUGUCACACCCCCUGCUGGCCGGGACAGCUGAUCUACUUCAUGGCUCCCAGUUUCCCCGACAAGCAGCGCUGGGUGGCUGUGAUGGAGUCCGUGGUGGGGGGGGCGCGGGCCUCGCGGGAGAAGGCCGAGGCCGACGCAAAGCUGCUGGGGAACUCUCUCCUAAAGCUGGAGGGCGACGAUAGGCUGGACAUUAACUGCACCCUCCCCCUCACCGAUCAGAUAGUUAUGGUGGGCUCUGAAGAGGGUCUGUAUGCCCUGAAUGUUAUCAAGAACUCUCUAACUCACAUCCCUGGCCUGGGAUCAGUCUUUCAGAUCCACAUCAUCAAAGAGCAGGAGAAACUGCUGAUGAUCGUUGGGGACGAGAGGGCCUUGUGUCUGGUGGAGAUUAAGAGAGUGAAGCAGUCUCUGGCCCAGUCGCACCUGCCCAGCCAGUCUGAACUGGCUCCUUACAUCUUCGAGACGGUGAAGGGCUGCCAUCUGUUUGCCGCGGGGAGAAUAGACAACGGGCCUUGUAUAUGUGCAGCAAUGCCGAACAAGAUAACUAUCCUGCGCUACAACGAAAAUCUCAACAAAUACUGCAUUCGCAAGGAGAUUGAGACUCUGGAGCCCUGCAGCUGCAUCCAUCUGACCAGCUACAGCAUCAUCAUCGGCACCAACAAGUUCUACGAGAUCGAGAUGAAGCAGUUUGUGCUCGAGGAGUUCCUGGACAAGAACGACGUGUCUCUGGUGUCGGCGGUGUUCGCAGCCUCGUCUCACAGUUUCCCCAUCGCCAUCAUGCAGGUGGCCAGCAGCAUGCAGAAGGAGGAAUACCUGCUGUGUUUUCACGAGUUUGGAGUGUUCGUGGACACGUACGGACGGAGAAGCCGCACUGAGGACAUCAAGUGGAGUCGUCUGCCUCUGUCGUUUGCCUACAGAGAGCCCUACCUGUUUGUCACCUACAUCAACUCUCUGGACGUCAUCGAGGUUCAGGGACACGCUUCCCUGGGGCCGACGGUGUUGGCUCACCUGGACAUCCCCAACCCUCGCUACCUGGGCCCAGCCAUCUCCUCCGGGGCCAUUUACCUGGCCUCCUCCUACCAGAACAAACUGCGGGUCAUCUGCUGCAAGGGAAGCCUGAUCAGAGAAACCGGAGAGCUGCAGAGGACCGGCUCCAGCCGAGGGAGUCCCAGCAAGCGAGGCCCCCCCACCUACACCGAGCACAUCACCAAGCGCUUGACCUCGGGCCCCGGCAGCCACGACGGCCUGCACCGGGAGCCCAGCACCCCACACCGGUACCGGGAGGGCCGCACCGAGUUCCGGCGGGACAAGUCUCCGGCGCGCCCGCUGGACAGGGAGAAGUCCCCGGGCCGGGUGCUGGACGCCCGCAGGGAGAGGUCACCGGGGAGGUUCGGGGACAGCGGGCGGCUUCACGCCGGCUCUGUCCGGACGCAGCUCGCCCCCGUCAACAAGGUGUGGGAUCAGUCAUCGGUGUGAAUCCAGCUCCACGCUGCUCCUGACUGGAGGUUGAAGACAAACUGCGGGAAGCUCUUUCGAUUCCACCAACCGAGUGCAAGCACACAUACAUGAACACCAACAUCGCUCAGCCCCCCCCACACACACACACACACACACACAGUGGAGCCUCGUCCAACAACACAUAGACCUGCACUGAGAGACACCUCCCGCGACAAUCCUGUCUUUUUCUUGGCCCGUGUUUUCAUGGGAGGAAUCCCACCGUAGAGGGGGAGGGGCGGGGGGGGGUGGGAGCCUUCGCUGGUCCACAGAUCCAGAUCAUCUACUUUAUGACAUGAACUCAAAGUUGUAAAUAUCGCCGUCUUGAGUUUUUAUAGAAAAAGGAAAUAGUCGGCUGGUGAAGCCAUGUAUAUUUUUUUUUUUUAAAUGAGUUUUUAAAGAUGUUGCAGGGAGAUCAAAGUUACGAAAUAUAACAAUACUUCAUUAGAGUCUGGAGAAGUUGAUGAUGAUAAAGAGGAGGUCGGAGGAGGCGAGACAUUUAAACCGCUGUCAAAAGCUCGUUCUACUUACACGACGCUCGGUCCUCUUGACUCGAUGGCUUUUUAAUGUAUAGCUGCUUUGACAGUCGUCGUCCGGCCAUACUUUGUGAAACAAUUAUAAAGUAUUGCUUGUGUUGUUUUGAGCAAACCUAAGAUCAAGAGACGUGCAGCUCCGCCUCUGCAGUCCGAUUGGCCGAUGCUGCCUCAGCUCGCUCUCAGGCCGCCGCCGCCGCCGCCGCUGCUGCUGCUGAAUAUGGUGCGACGUCCCGUUUCCGUGCAGUGAUUUGAAGUCUAGUAAUCGUCAGGGGAGGGAGGGUCACAUUGUGGUAUCGUUUCUUUACAGCCAGUAAAACCACAUCCAUCCAUCCAUCACAACAGCGAGCAUGACUAACUUGAUCUGGAUUUGGGUUUUUUUCUGUAUUCACUUAAAUUUGCAUUCAAUAAGUAGACGUUGAUUUUAAACUUAAGAUUUUCUUCAUUUUUAGAGAUGUAUACUAGUACAUGCAUUAAACAUGAUUGAAGUGUC